Symsagittifera roscoffensis is the source of this 2143-nucleotide messenger RNA. Its product is annotated as TATA-binding protein-associated factor 2N-like. Gene Ontology annotation, molecular function: transcription coregulator activity; RNA binding. The transcript is spliced from 15 exons. Gene Ontology annotation, biological process: regulation of DNA-templated transcription. Lineage: Eukaryota; Metazoa; Xenacoelomorpha; Acoela; Convolutidae. The record is from RefSeq and is a predicted model, not a curated record. The coding region runs from base 23 to 1780 and encodes 585 amino acids. Gene Ontology annotation, cellular component: nucleus.
AACUUAUUAAAUAGAUUUUACUAUGUCUACAGAAGCGCAAUCUGCGAAAACGGAACAGUCGAGCACAGGUGCAGACCAAUACGCAAACAGCUACUAUCAACAGUAUCAGCAGCAAUGGCCUGGGCAGCAAACUCAAGAUGCAAGUCAGCAACAACAGCCUCAGGCAUAUGAUCAAAAUGCUUACAAUCAGAUGUAUGCCCAAUAUCAACAAUCUGCUGAUCCUGCAGCGCAAGGGCAACAAACACAAGCUUAUGAUCAGUAUAGUCAACAAUACUCUCAAUAUCAAGCGUAUGCAGGUCAAACACAACAGACAGGCCAAACGGGAAACGACCAAUAUCCACAGCAAUCGAAUCAGUGGCAGCAGCCGCAAUCCCAGUAUCAGCAGGGGCAAGGAGGAUACAACGGAUCUAGUCAACAAGGAGGAUAUGGCGGUGGACAAUAUGGUGGACGUGGAGGAAGUGGUGGCUCAUAUGACAGCAGUAGUCGAGGUGGGGGAUACGGGUCAUAUGACAGUAGAGGGGGCAGUCGAGAUAGAGGAGGCUACGGUGGCGAUCGCGGGGGACAUCGCGGCGGAGGCUCCUACGGUGGCGGUGGCGGCGGACCCCGGGGAGGGGGUAGAGGUGGAUUCAAUUCUGGAUUUCAGCUAACACCAAAGGAGCCAGACUCUGUGAAAGUGACUGGGUACCCAUCUGGAACUACACUGGAGGAGCUCAUUGAACACUUUAGCCAAAUUGGGGUACUCAAGAAAGACAAGAGAACUGGGAAGGAGAAAGUGACGUGGAAUGGAAGUGAUCACUCUACUGCAUACGUGACCUUCGAUGACCCCUACACUGUGAACAACUGCAUCUCCUGGUUCAACGGAAAAGACUUCAAAGGCCAGCCAAUAACAGUCGAGAUGGACGAGUGGGGAAAGCGAAACCAGGACAAUGCGAACGCCGGAGGCGCUGGAGGAGGAGGAGGUGGAAGUGGGUACUCGAGUAGUGGUGGAGGAGGCGGAGAUAGAGGAGGCAAUAGUUAUGGCAACAAGAGGAGCUAUGAUGACUACAGAGGAGGCGGUGGUCGGGGAAGUGGAGGAGGGGACUACAGGGGCAGUCGGGAUAGUGACAGAGGCGACAGAGGGGGCGGUGAUAGAGGAGGAAGCCGAUAUGACGAUGACUAUAAGCGACCGAGAGCCGAUGGUGGACGAGGUGGAGGCGGUGGUGGUGGUGGUGGUUUUGAUGGCGACUGGAUCUGUGGUCAAUGUCAGGGAAACAACUUUGCUCGAAGAACCGACUGCUUCAAGUGCAGAGCACCCAAGGAUGAGUCCAGCACCCCUGGCGGGGGCGAUGGAGGCUUCCGUGGAGGUCGAGGCGGUGGACCUCCAGGUGGAUUCCGGGGUGGCCGAGGAGGCGUAGGCGGAGGAGGCGGGACUGAUAGAGGACCUCCUGGCCAUGUGCAGAACCCAGGAGACUGGACGUGUCCAGACUGCAGCAACAUGAAUUUCGCCAAGAGGAUGGAGUGCAAUAGAUGCAAAGCACCCAGACCCCCGGGAUCAGGACCCCCUCCAAGCAGAGGAGGUUUCGGUGGGUUUAGAGGCGGUGGUGGUGGUCGAGGAGGAUCAGAGGUUUCAGACUUCGGUGGACGAGGUGGCGGCGGAGGAUUUGGUAGAGGCGGAGGUCGAGGAGGACCCCCACGUGGAGGAGGCGGAGGAUACGGCGGACCUCGAGAAGGAGGGUAUCGAAGGGACGGUGACAGAGACCACAGCGGAAGUCGAGAUGACAGAGAUAAAAGGUCACGAUAAUUAGCAGUAUGUGAGAAAUGUUGGCAGGUCAUCUGGACGAAACCUCAUUGACAAGCGAUAAAUGUUUUAUUACUCUCCUUUGUGCGUUCAAACCAAACUUUAUUUUAACAGUGAAUUGUGCUGAUCUCGAUGAUUGCGUCUAAUGCUUCUUUUGCUCCAAGAUGAUUGUUUUCCGCGAUGUUAAUAAAUUAGAGCCCAAUGCGCAUGCACUUAAACUUUUGCCUCUUUUUGUGCAAAGGUGUUAAUUUUUUUUGUCGACUCGUUAUAGAGCUCUUGUUACUACUUUUUCUGUUCUCUAAUCGCUGUUGUGAGAUUUUGUUGUAUUUUAAGUUAUAUGCAUCGAAAUUGAAUUUUUGUUGUAAA